CACGCGUUUCCUCUUUGGACAAACUGAGAUAUGUCGUCAAUCCCGUUCAGCACCCCGGAUUCCUACGGUUCCCUAAGGGUGGCGUGAUCGCUUCGUUUAUUGCAGUUGCUAUGGUGAUCCGGCUUCGCUACGGCAAGUCAGGAGAGCCAAACAAGGUCAGUCUUGAAGGAUCCGUCCAUUUCCUCCUUAAACCGGUAGUGGGGUGCAACGACAACAACGCCUUUUAUUUCCCCCCACAACAAUAAAAGGAUUACAAGUAGAAAAACUGGUCGGGUUACAAUCUUCAACCAAACACACUUAUUCCCUGACGUGAAAGGAAAGCCAAACAUGCUGUCGGACGCAGAUUACCCCGGGAACGGCUCCGGCGGCCGGCGAUCCAAGAAGAGGAGCUCCGGGGAGUCUCCGGGGGACACCCAGGCUCCACGGUCCUCCGGGCGUCAGAGCAACGUCCGCGUGAAGCGGGCCAAUAACCCUCCACCUGGACAGAGCAAACGAAAAGCCACGGAUACGGAAGAGGAAGACGACCAGUCAGAGAAGAAAUACAGGAAGUGUGAGAAGGCGGGCUGUUCUGCCACGUAUCCUGUCUGUUUCGCCAGUGCGUCUGACAGAUGUGCUAAAAAUGGCUACACGUCUCGCUGGUACCAUCUGUCAUGUGGCGAGCACUUUUGUAACGAGUGCUUCGAUUACUACUACCGAAGCCACAAAGACGGCUAUGACAUUUUUGCGGCGUGGAAGAAAGUGUGGACGAGCAACGGGAAAAGCGAGCCCAGUCCCAAAGCGUUCAUGGCAGACCAGCAGCUUCCCUAUUGGGUGCAGUGCACCAAAGCGGACUGCAAGAAGUGGCGUCAGCUGACCAAGGACAUCCAACUGAGCAGCUCCCUGGCGAUGACGUACCGCUGCGGGAUGAAGCUGAACAACGUGAAGAGCGAAGGGCCGGACCAGUGCUCCCUGCCAGAAGACCUGAGAGUGGCGGAAGUGGGCGACAGCUGGUGGCAUUCCAUGCUCAUUCUGCCGCCGUUGUUCAAAGACAGUCCGGCCGGUCCCUUCCUGGCCGCCUACUAUCCCGACUGUGUGGGCAUGAGUCCGUCCUGCGCUCCUGCUGGCCCGCAUGCCAGCGAGCUGAGAGCGGAUCAUUGUAGGGCGGCCCAGCCUCAAAUCGCAGGCUUGAGUCCGUACUUCCAGCCGUUCUACCAGCCCAACGAGUGCGGAAAGGCUCUUUGCGUCCGACCAGACAUGAUGGAGCUGGACGAGCUUUACGAGUUCCCGGAAUUUUCCCGUGAUCCCACCAUGUAUUUGGCUCUGCGUAAUCUCAUCCUGGCCUCCUGGCACAAAAACUGUCAGGAGGUUCUGACCGCCGAGACAUGUGCCCAGCACAUCAUCGUGCGAGGGUUGGUGCGCGUGCGCUGCGUGCAAGAGAUGGAGCGGGUGCUCCACUUCAUGACCAGGAAGGGUCUGAUCAACACGGGGGUGCUGGCGGUCCAGUGGCCUCUCCUCCCGGAAAGGCAUCGCUGUAAGAGCGUGGUCGUGAUCGGGGCGGGGGUGUCUGGGCUCGCUGCUGCGCGCCAGCUGCACAACUUUGGCAGUCAGGUGCUGGUGCUGGAGGCCCGCGAUAGAAUCGGCGGCCGCGUGUGGGACGACACCUCCCUGGGUGUCACCGUGGGUCGGGGCGCUCAGAUCGUCAACGGCUGCGUCAACAACCCGGUCGCUCUGAUGUGCGAGCAGAUGGGCCUCCGCAUGCACAAGCUGGGCGAGCGCUGCGACCUGUUUCAGGAGGGGGGCCGGGCCACCGACCCCGCCAUCGACAAGCGCAUGGACUUCCACUUUAACGCCAUUCUGGACGUGGUGUCGGAGUGGAGGAAGGACACGUCGCAGAGCCAGGACACGCCGCUGGGAGGUGCCGAGACGUUGCCAGACGGGCCGGAGUCCACAAUCAAAACUGACAUGUUUGUUUGUGUGCAUUUGACCUUUUGGACAGAGAAAGUCCAGGAGCUUAAAAAGAACUUCCUGCAGGAGUCGGGCAUCCAGUUCAGUGAGCUGGAGGAGAAAGUGCUUCAGUUUCACCUCAGCAACCUGGAGUACGCCUGCGGGAGCUCUUUGAAGCAGGUCUCAGCCAGAUCCUGGGACCACAACGAAUUCUUUGCCCAGUUCUCAGGAGACCACACGCUGCUCACUCCCGGCUACGCUGCUCUGCUGCACAAGCUGGCCGAGGGCCUGGACAUCCGCACUAAGUGCCCGGUUCAGUCCAUGGACUACUCAGGUGAUGUUAUCAGAGUUACUUGCUCUAACGGCUCCCAGUGGACAGCCAAGAAGGUUCUUGUUACGGUCCCGCUAACGUUGCUCCAGAGGAACUUCAUCCACUUCAAUCCGCCACUUCCUGAAAGGAAACUGAAAGCCAUCCACAGUCUGGGAGCAGGUAUCAUUGAGAAGAUCGCCCUCCAGUUUCCCUACAGAUUUUGGGACAACAAGAUCCAGGGGGCCGACUACUUCGGUCACAUCCCGCCCACUCCCGACAAGAGAGGCAUGUUCACAGUCUUCUACGACAUGGACCCGCAGGGGAAGCAGGCGGUGUUGAUGUCUGUCAUCGCCGGAGAUGCUGUGGCUGCUGUGCGGGACAUGGAGGACAAGGACGUGGUGGACAAGUGCGUGAAGGUGCUGCGUGAGCUUUUCAAAGAGCAGGAGGUCCCUGAGCCGCUGCGUUCCUUGGUCACGCACUGGAGCAAAGACAUGUGGUCGCAGAUGUCCUACAGCUUCGUGAAGAUGGGCGGAAGUGGCGAGGCGUACGACAUCAUCGCCGAAGACGUUCAGGGAAAAUUGUUCUUUGCCGGCGAGGCCACCAACCGACACUUCCCUCAGACCGUGACGGGCGCCUACCUCAGCGGGGUCAGAGAGGCCAGCAAGAUGGCCGCUCUCUGAGCUCGGGAGAGCGUUCCGACUCACCGGCACGGACGUGUGGAAUCCAAACCGUAUCACCUGGCUUCGCUUGCACCGUGUGAACCGCCAAGGAUCACCAAGGGCUUAAAAGGAGCAUCUCUCGUCUCCUCCACGUGAACAGUGAGGGACAUGCUUGGGCACUUGUGGCACGCAAUUGAUGGUAGUCAUGUGUGAAAGGAAAAAGGAAAAAAACAUUUUGACUUGCUAGCAGUGUUUAUACAGCUGCUGCUGUGUUGUGGGAUUGUGUGGUCGCUGUGUCGCUACAUGAAGUGGGUGUGAGGUUAGGUGUGUAGAAGAGUACAGUACGUCAGUUCUAGAGCUUUUUCUUUGUCACCGUCAUUUGAUCCAAAGCAGCCAUGCACGAUAGUUGAAUAGUGUAACGUUAGUGUUUGUGUACUACAACAACAUAACCUACUCUUCCUCUUACUUUCUCAGGGAUGACAUCAGGACAACAAUUAAUUACUAUUAACAUGACAUUAUUUGUCUUGUAUUAGUCCCUGAGCGACUAUUGAAAGUUUGUCAACAGCACAACACCGUCUCUGUCUGAUGUUUGUCUGCAGUAUUCUAGAUUAUGUGUUUGUCACACAUUUCAGCGUAUAUACAAACUUGUCUAUAGGGGCCACUAGAGGGAGUCUGCAAAAGUGGCCGCUAUAGACAAGUGGCCUCUAUAGACAGGUUGGCGUCCAGUUUGAAUGUUGACCAGUAGAGGGAAAAAAAGAAAAAAAUAAUAAUAAUGUUGACCAGUAGAGGGCACUGUGGACUGCGGAUAAAAGUUGUACAGCACUACUAGGCUUGUUAUUAUCAUGGUUCAUGGUUUUAAUCCUGAACAUGCAUGAGUCAAACAGUAGCACAUCACAUAGUACAGUUCACAAUUUUGCAUGUCCAAAAAGGAGUAGGAAGAAGCAAAGCUUAUUUAAUUCUACCCCUCAUCAGUUUCACAUCAGUUGCAAUACAUUUAUUCACCUCUUGUUCUUCCAAGUGUACUUUGUAGGUCUACAUGACAAUGUAGUGCAAUCAUAGUAAAGGUUUUUACUUACUAAAAGGAAGCUAGAGGCUUAAUAAUAACUGAUAACUGAUUAAAUACUUCAGUUAAGUACAACCCAACUCAGUUUUGCUCCCGCUGCCGCAUGCAUGCUAGCAUAUGUUUUUUUUUUUUUUAUUGUAGCGUCGCUGGGAGCAUGUCCUGUUCCCAGUCUACUUUGCGGUAAUGUUUUGGUGCAAAUGCUCCUAAAGUUACAUGUUUGACCAGGAAAUAGCAAGCUCAAAAGAAGACGGCUUUUUUAUGUGGAACAACUGACAGUUUGUGUGGAUCUUGUGAAUGAUUGUGACUGAGCUAGGACUCAGUAAUUAAAGUCUACACACGACGCCUUCAUUGAUUGAAAAACAAAACUUUUUCGUGCAUGAAGCUUCUACUUGAGUUGGUAAUUUGGCUGCUAUAUGCAGUCAGAUAUUGACCAAGGGAGACAAAAUGGGUGGCUGCUGGCUGUGUUGGACAGGUGACUGCUAUACACAGGGUCUAUAACAUGUAAAUUUGCUGGGGGGGAUUUUUCAGUGGCUGCUAUAGGCAGGUGGCCCUUCUAUAAAGGUGGCCGCUAAGACAGGUUUGACUGUAUAGUAUUUAUCUGCUGUACUUUGUGGAAUAAACCGUGCUGCAAACCG
This is a messenger RNA of Dunckerocampus dactyliophorus (ringed pipefish), 4590 nucleotides long. Its product is annotated as lysine-specific histone demethylase 2. Lineage: Eukaryota; Metazoa; Chordata; Actinopteri; Syngnathiformes; Syngnathidae. The coding region runs from base 328 to 2913 and encodes 861 amino acids. The record is from RefSeq and is a predicted model, not a curated record. Gene Ontology annotation, molecular function: zinc ion binding; oxidoreductase activity; protein binding. The transcript has 20 exons.